GGGUCCCCUCCCCCGGUACUUAGGGGGCAGCCGUGGGGCAGGCCGUGGGGCGGGAGAGGGAGGGGAUGGAGGGGACGGCGGCCGUCAGCCCCUGGGACUUGGGGGUCAUCGGGGGGUAUUUCCUCCUCGUCAUCGCCGUGGGGCUCUGGUCCCUGCGCCGGGGGAACCGCAGCACCAUCAGCGGGUACUUCCUGGCCGGGAGGAGCAUGGCCUGGGGACCCGUGGGCGCCUCCCUCUUUGCCAGUAACAUCGGCUCCGGGCACUUCGUGGGGCUGGCGGGGACGGGGGGCGGCCGGGGGCAUCGCCGUGGGGGCUUCGAGUGGAGCGGGAUGUUCAUUGUGCUGCUGCUGGGCUGGAUCUUCGUCCCCAUCUACCUGCGGGCGGGGGUGGCCACGAUGCCCGAGUACCUGGGCAAGCGCUUCGGGGGGGGCCGCAUCCAGCUGUACCUGGCGCUGCUCUCCCUGGGGCUCUACGUCUCCACCAAGAUCUCGGUGGACAUGUACUCGGGGGCCAUCUUCAUCCGGGAGGCGCUGGGCUGGGACCUGUACGCGGCCGUGGGGGCGCUGCUGGCCGUCACCGCGCUCUACACCAUCACCGGGGGGCUGGCGGCCCUGAUGUACGCGGACCUGGUGCAGACCCUCAUCAUCAUCGCCGGGGCCUCCGUGCUGGCCGGCUACGCGCUGGGGGCGGUGGGGGGCUACGAGGGGCUGGUGGAGCGUUACCCCCUGGCCCUGCCCCCCAACGUGACGGGUCCCUGCGGCCGCCCCCGCCCCGACGCCUUCCACCUCCUGCGGCAUCCCAGUACCGGGGACCUGCCCUGGCCCGGCCUCCUGCUGGGACUGGGCAUCAUCUCGGCCUGGUACUGGUGUACCGACCAGGUGAUCGUGCAGCGGUGCCUGGCCGGUCGCUCGCUGACCCACGUCCGCGCCGGCUGCGUCGUCUGCGGCUACCUCAAAGUCCUGCCCAUGUUCCUCAUGGUGCUGCCCGGCAUGGCCGCCCGCAUCCUCUUCCCCGAGGUCGUGGGCUGCGCCGACCCCCAGGGCUGUCGCCAGGCCUGUGGCUCCCCCGCCGGCUGCUCCAACCUGGCCUACCCCCGCCUGGUCAUCGCCCUCCUGCCCCCGGCUCCGGGGCCCUCUUCACCCUCGACGUCUACCAACGCCUGCGGCCCCACGCCGGGCCCCGCCACCUCCUGAUAGCCGGCAGG
Chroicocephalus ridibundus (black-headed gull) is the source of this 1204-nucleotide messenger RNA. Its product is annotated as sodium/glucose cotransporter 2-like. Gene Ontology annotation, biological process: sodium ion transport; transmembrane transport. NCBI's taxonomy places the organism in Eukaryota, Metazoa, Chordata, Aves, Charadriiformes, Laridae. The record is from RefSeq and is a predicted model, not a curated record. The transcript has 11 exons. Gene Ontology annotation, molecular function: D-glucose:sodium symporter activity. The coding region runs from base 66 to 1193 and encodes 375 amino acids. Gene Ontology annotation, cellular component: plasma membrane.